Recurvomyces mirabilis is the source of this 792-nucleotide messenger RNA. RefSeq lists its product as uncharacterized. Bases 1 to 792 code for a protein of 263 amino acids. The transcript has 2 exons. Lineage: Eukaryota; Fungi; Ascomycota; Dothideomycetes; Mycosphaerellales; Teratosphaeriaceae. The record is from RefSeq and is a predicted model, not a curated record.
AUGGAUGCCGUGAGGAUAGAGGCCAAGGAUCAAUACAAAAAGGCGAAGCCAUGGAAGCAGGAAGAGGAGCUGAAGUCCUCCUUUUCGGAGCAGACGGAAGCGAAUCCUUUUGGGAGUGUAGAGACUUCGCCGAAUAAGGAUGAAAAGACAAAGCGACCUGCAUCUCUCACAGCCGAGAUGCUGGAUGCUGGAGCUGAGACGCUUCGCAGUCCAACCCGAGCAUACGUCCUAGCAAAGCAUACCGCGCUCAACUUCAUCUCUCAGCGCAAGAAAUGGCCACAGGUCGUGCACGAGCGGGUGAAAAGGUGGCUUGAAGCACGUACCGGUAGGUCUCUGCAGCAUUCACGAGAUAUCCAGAAACAUGUUGCUUGGAAUGCUGACAUGGCUGCGAUGGUCCUUUACUUUCUUCAAGAGGACGCUAUCAGAACGGUCCGGAUAGGUAUUCAUCACAAGUACGUGCUCGACAAACAAGAAUUUCUGCAGCAGAACCUCGUGCAGUUCAAUACCGAUGAUCAAGCUGCUGAGGCAGUGGCGGCUCAGAAUGUGGCGUGCGUACUCAUGGUGAAUGAACAUUCUGGACAACUGCCACCAUGCCUACAGCAAGCAAGUAUACCGGUGUAUACUCUUCGUGACCUACUCGGCAGACACAUCACUACAUUGGACGAGAUUACGACCGAUGAUGAUUCAGCGAAGCAAUUGGGAGGUCUGGAAUGGUUGGUUGUUUGGAGGGAUCCAAGGGCAGUGAAGUUGCAGCUGGCCUUGAUGAAGCUGGAAGGCUACGCAGAUCCGUGA